CGGAGGUAACGUGUGCACCCAACCAGUUCCAGUGUGCCAUAACCAAGCGCUGUAUCCCACGUGUGUGGGUGUGUGACCGUGAUAAUGACUGCGUUGAUGGAUCUGACGAACCCGCCAACUGCACUCAGAUGACAUGUGGUGUGGAUGAGUUCCGCUGUAAAGACUCCGGUCGCUGUAUCCCAGCUCGCUGGAAAUGCGACGGAGAGGAUGACUGUGGUGAUUCUUCAGAUGAACCCAAAGAGGAGUGUG
This is a messenger RNA of Sinocyclocheilus anshuiensis, 249 nucleotides long. RefSeq names its product low-density lipoprotein receptor-related protein 1-like. Gene Ontology annotation, cellular component: signaling receptor complex; plasma membrane. The annotation marks the transcript as partial. The transcript has 2 exons. NCBI's taxonomy places the organism in Eukaryota, Metazoa, Chordata, Actinopteri, Cypriniformes, Cyprinidae. The record is from RefSeq and is a predicted model, not a curated record. Gene Ontology annotation, molecular function: protein binding.